Molecule: messenger RNA, 771 nt
Organism: Aspergillus melleus
Lineage: Eukaryota; Fungi; Ascomycota; Eurotiomycetes; Eurotiales; Aspergillaceae
Exons: 3
Coding region: 1-771 (256 amino acids)
Source: RefSeq, a predicted model, not a curated record
AUGAUGGCGUCUCUGAAAGAGUCCUUGGCUGGUCCAGGAUAUGUCGUCUUGAACGCUAUUCGAGUCUUGAAUAUAAUUGUUUUUCUGGACAUCAUCGCCGCCAAUGUGGUCAUGCUGGUGAAGAUCUCGCUGUUGAACAGCUUUUUCUUUUUCGAGGCGGUCACCCACGCCAUGGUGGCCGGAGUCAGCAUCUUUCUAAUUAUCUCCGAACUUCCCUUCCUCCGCGGAUAUUUUGAUCGCAACUGGCCAUUGCUGGGUCAAGAAUCCGGAUUUAUCGCGCUGGCUAUCGUGAUGAUGAUGCUGGGCAUCAGCGUUCUGGGCGAUCUCAACACCCCGGCCACCAGUCAGGAGUCUCUGGGGCUUGCGUUCUGGCGUAUAGUGCUCUCUGCGGGCAUCCUGGCCAUGGUCAUGAGCGUGGUCAAUGUGAUUUCGAGUUUCCUCUUCACGAACCGUGAUGCUGGUGUGAGCGCGCGUCAUGUCCGGGUUUACGGAGCGGUUGCACCACAGAAGGUUGUCACGCGAAAUGGUAGCCAGCGGUCUCUUCAGCUGGGUCUGAAACGGGAAGACUCGCUGCCCACUUAUAGCCCUCAUUCUCCGGUGAGAAGGCAGUCGUCCAUACGGAGCAUGUCUCGAUUUCCCCUGAAGAUCUCUCGUCCGGUGAAUCCGGUGAACUUGAACGAUGCGGCGUCGUCCAAAUACUCCAGGGAUUCAUCGGGGGUUGCUAUCCCGAACCUGGCGCAUCACCCUGCAAUGCAAUCAAACCAUGUCUGA